AAAAUCAGCUGUGAUUAGUGUAAAUAAAUAAAUAUUGAAAAUAAUAAAUAUAAACAAAUAAAAACCUUAUUAAAAAUGAAUGACUGUAGGAAAUUGAAGUAACAAAAACCUGGCCUGAAAACCUGUAAGUCCUUUUUCCCAAAAUAAACUUUCUCCCACUUUAACAAAUUAAUUAAAAAUGGAAUUAGUGCACAAUUUUAAUUAGGCCACUGACCAAAUAUGAAAUUAGAUAGCAUAUGCAGAACGUGUCUGGCCCAAAAAACAGAUUUAAGAACUUUAUUCGAUGCCUGCCUUCCCAACAUGAUAAUGUCCCUUACUUCAGUACAGAUAAUCCAAGGUGAUGGUUUGCCUCACCAAAUAUGCACCCAAUGCCUCCGUGUCAUAAACAAAGCCUUCUGUUUCAAACAAAUGGUGGAAAAAUCCGACGCCACCCUAAGAAAUUACUUGAACAAUUUAAGUUUCAACAACGACUUGAACCAACUCUGCGAUAUACCAGCUCAGCUAAGCAUGAGUCAGUUACCAAGCUGUGACAAUCCAAAUCUAAUGAGCAGCUGUAGCAUGAUGGCCAACAGUAAUUUAUUGCCAAUGAAUAUCAACCCGAUGAAUUCUUUGGAAAAUAAUGCCGAUUUUAACGUGAUAAGUGACUUUAAUGUUAUGAACAAUAGUAGUUCGUUUUUUCAAGACAUAUUCAAUGAUCCAAUGGACAAUUUUGGUAACAAUCAAGCCACAGUUGUUUCGGAUUUUGCAGAAACAAUGCAAAGCUUACAAACUAUAGCUGAACAGUAUUUGCCUGAAUCUUGGGAGAAUGACAAUCAAAUUUUACCUAUAAAUACUGAAGAGAGUAGUAGUAAUAAUUUUAAUUUAAUUGAAAGUAUUUAUAAGUGCCAGUUUUGUGGAGAAUCAUUUAAAGAUAGUUGGCUAUUAGAUGAACAUACCAAAAGCCAAGUUUGUCAAGACAAAUAUUUCAGCUCUAAUAUCACCAAUGAAUUAACCAAAAGUAUGUUAUUGGAGUAUACUUUUGAUACAAACUCAAAAGAUAAUUUUACUUUUGAAAAUAUUGAACCUGAUAAUCAGAAUUUGUUAUGUGAGAUUUGCGAUAGGACGUUUACUAGUGAGAAAUUUUUAAAGAAACAUAGGAAAGAUAUUCAUUUUAUUGAUAAAACAUCCGUUCAAGAAGAGAAGAAGGAUAUUUGUAAUUUGUGUGGUAAAAGAUACAAAAACUCGAAAAUCCUCCUGUUACACAUGAGAACUCACACUGGGGAACGACCACUGAAAUGCGAUAUUUGCUCGCGAACUUUUGCUCUACCAAGCAGUUUUCAUAAGCACAAGCGUAUUCACAAAGAAAAAUCGUACGCCUGCAAUGUUUGCGGGAAAAAAUUCAAUCAACAGUCAAACGUCAACAAUCACAUCGCCACAGUACAUUCGGGUAAAAAGCCGCAUAAUUGUGCCACUUGUGGCAGAAAUUUUGCCACCAAUACCAACCUAGAGGUUCACAAAAGGAUUCACACCGGUGUUAAGCCUUUUGUUUGUACUUUUUGUGAUAAAGGAUUUAUAAGUAGUAGUCAGCUUAAAAAACACAUGAUGGUACAUACAGGCGAAAAACCAUACACUUGUUGGAUUUGUGGACAAUCUUUCAGGAGAAAAGAAACUAGAGACACUCACGCACGAUAUCAUACAGGCGAGCGACCUUUUAGUUGUAAAAUUUGCGAAAAAGCUUACAUACAUAAAUCGCAUUUGAGGAAACACAUUAAAACCCAGCACGUCAAUGGCCAGGAAAAAAAAUUCGAAUAUUGUAUGAUUUGCAGCAAAAAGUUUCAUUCUGUUACAUCGUUGAAGGCUCACAUUAGAUUGCAUACUGGACAAAAGCCUUUCACUUGUAAUUUUUGCAAUAAAUGUUACGUUAAUAGAAAAACUUUGAAUUUCCACCUUAAACACUGUCAUGGACAGUAAAAGGUAAGCACCCAAUGACUGAACAAUUUAAUAAUAAUUAAUGAAAACAUUCAAUUAGUGUUUUACUUUAUUAUAAUUACACUCCAAAUCAAAACCCAAUUUACAGCUAAUAUUUACACUUAAAUAAUUAUUUUACAAUUAUUGUAAAAAAAAGGGAAUGUAAUUACAUAAAUAUUUAUGAUAUAAUCCUAACAUUUUCCAACCAAUUUUUUACUGUAUUGAAAUACUCUUUCAUCCAUUUUGUGUUUGCUUCUGCUUGCUCUAAAGAUUGCUGAGCUGUUCUCACCGCAACCCCAAAUUGCUCCUUUUUACGUUCAAAAAAGGACUUAA
This is a messenger RNA of Ceutorhynchus assimilis (cabbage seed weevil), 2280 nucleotides long. The record is from the annotation of a GenBank genome assembly. NCBI's taxonomy places the organism in Eukaryota, Metazoa, Arthropoda, Insecta, Coleoptera, Curculionidae.